AUGAGAUCACGGGAAACUACGCCCAUUUCAGAGAAGGAGCUGAUUCGGAAACGUCGUGAAGAGCUGAAACAUGCACAGGAUAUCCGUGAGAUGUACGAAAACAAGCUGAAACGAACCAACAAAAUGUACUCGAAGCUAACCGAUUGUAUGAACGAGUUGUUAUUGAAGGAAAAGGAACUAGAGCAGCGUAUCCGUUUAUGGGAUGAAACGCAUCGUUACGCAUCGUUCUACCCGAGUACGAGCGGCACACGUCCUACCGUAGUUCGAGCUGGACCACGGACUAUGAGGGGAUCAGAACAAGACAUCUAUUGUACUGCUAUCGAUCCACAUACCUAUGGUAUGGAAGUGUCAUCGAGUGAGGAGGAUCUAGUCGAUUAUCACCGUAACUCUCCUUAUCGAUGCAGUCAGGCGAGCAGGUAUGCGACACCCUUGUCAGUCAGACAUGCAAAAAAACUCGCUCGGGGGCAUUCGAGAACCACUGGGAACCAGGACUCACAGUGUGCUGAAGUAACGGUCCAGCUCCAUCCAUCUAGAAUUCAACACCUUUUUGAAGGCCCCCCUUCUAUGCAUUAA
Molecule: messenger RNA, 573 nt
Organism: Cooperia oncophora
Lineage: Eukaryota; Metazoa; Nematoda; Chromadorea; Rhabditida; Trichostrongylidae
Source: the annotation of a GenBank genome assembly